Spathaspora passalidarum NRRL Y-27907 is the source of this 1929-nucleotide messenger RNA. It is a transcript of the gene SKO1, whose product is annotated as Sko1p. Gene Ontology annotation, biological process: regulation of transcription by RNA polymerase II. The transcript is spliced from 2 exons. The record is from RefSeq and is a predicted model, not a curated record. NCBI's taxonomy places the organism in Eukaryota, Fungi, Ascomycota, Pichiomycetes, Serinales, Debaryomycetaceae. Bases 191 to 1861 code for a protein of 556 amino acids. Gene Ontology annotation, molecular function: DNA-binding transcription factor activity, RNA polymerase II-specific; RNA polymerase II cis-regulatory region sequence-specific DNA binding.
UUUUAACAGAUUGCAAAAGCAAAAUACGCGCAUCUCACCCACCACACAUCAAAGCAUAUAAACCAUACCCCAUUUGCUCAUUGGAAAUUAAAUUUUACAACUUUGCUGAAACAAACCCUGAUCGAUCGAUCCAGCUGUCCUAGAUUUUACCUAAACCCUGAAAAAUACACAAACAUCUAUAAUUAUGACAAUGACUGAGCUGAAAUCUACCUUUGAGUUGGAACCAAAUCCUUUCGAAAGAUCAUUUGCUACAAAGGAAUCGUCUGCAUCGCUAGAUAAGAUGAGCGACGGAGCAGAAGCAAGCAAGGUUACUAGUUCGUCCUCCACUAAUAAACACAAUUUACAUAUUCCAAACAUAUCCAAUUUGAACCUGAAUGGAAAAUUGCCAGCCUUGACACCUCCUAUAUUCACCCCUGGUGGAAGACGCCUACCACCAUUGUUAUCUCCUGGUGCUGUUAACGCCACUUCAUAUUCCAAUCCAGGCACUCCUGGGUCCGCCUUAUGGAACAACUUUCUUGCAAAUAAUAAUAUCUCUCAGCAGCAGCAGCAACAGCAACAACAACAACAACAACAUCAGCAAGGCCAACCUCAAAUAGGAGGUACUCAAAACGGAUACAACCUGUUCUUAUCAUCGGCUCGCAAAACAGGGCUUACACCAAACGAAUCAAAUAUAAGAACUGGUUUGACUCCUGGAGGCUUGAGUCAUUUCCCCUUUGGAAGUCAACUAGCUGUACCUGGACUUUCGACCCCCGGCGCUCUCCUCAACGGUCCAAUAACACCAGGGUUAUCUAGCUUAUUGGGCUUGACUCCAGGUAUAAAUGGAUCCCACCUAUCCUCUAUGUUACCACCAGUAAAUGGAAAUAGUGGAGCCUCUAGUCAGCCACCUCCACAGAUUUUACAACCACAGCCGGUUAUUCAUGAAGAACCUUACUCGGUUGCUCCUCCACCUGUGGUCCCACAAAUACCUACGCUGUCCAGCGCACCUCCUCUCGCUCCAGUCAAUGUACCACAACAAAAAGAGCAGCCCCCAGCAGAUGCAGACGAUACACCGCCCCGUCAAACCGUAGAAAUCAAACAAGAGAAUAGAAAGAGAAGCGGUGAUGAUUUGCUUGAUUCACCACCUUCAAAGAAGAAAUCAACCCGAGGAAAACGGCCCGGCACCGGUAAAAAACAAGCCAAAGAAGAACCAGACGCCAAGCAUUCUGAUUCAUCGUCUCCCAAUGAUUCACGCAACAAAUCUGAUGACGAAAAACGCAAGAAUUUCCUUGAAAGAAACAGAGUGGCUGCUUCCAAAUGUCGACAACGGAAAAAGCAAUUGGUUCAGAAAAUGGAAGAAGAGUUGGCAUUUUACCUGAAUGGUUACCGUGAAUUAUCAGCCCAAGUUACUCAAUUGCACGAUCAAUUGCUCAAUUUGAGAGGAAUCAUCGCUGGACAUAAAGAUUGCACAUUAUUGGCCCAGUCGGUCGGUGGAUUUGAAGCAAUUAAUCAAAUCGUACAACAGGCUGAUCUUGCCAUUCAAAUGAGUGCUGGUGGUCAAACAAAUAUGACAUCGAUGCCAUCAACCAUACCGACUAAUCUUCAUGCCCAACCUCAGGUUGUAGUUCAAGUUGCUAAGGACCCAAUAGUGCGAGGGUCAACUACGGCUACUCCAGAAUUAUACACGAAUACCACCACGCCUAUGGUGAAUGAUGGCAAUAACAAUACUACUAUUGCUUCUCAUCAUAGUUUAACUGAUUUGCGAUCCACAGCUGCUGCUCAGACAAUGUUACUAACUAGUAACGGAGGAAUGAAUAAUGGUGAUUUAAGAGCUAUUAAUAGUAUGUCCAACCUAGCUGCCAUGAAUCAAAGACAGUUUGUAUAAAUAAUUGGAUAGUUAUUUUUUAGUUGUCAAGUAGUAUACAUGAGAUGAAAUAGACCCUGCUCUGUUUU